Mycotypha africana is the source of this 2056-nucleotide messenger RNA. RefSeq lists its product as uncharacterized. The coding region runs from base 58 to 1914 and encodes 618 amino acids. The transcript has 9 exons. NCBI's taxonomy places the organism in Eukaryota, Fungi, Mucoromycota, Mucoromycetes, Mucorales, Mycotyphaceae. The record is from RefSeq and is a predicted model, not a curated record.
UUAAGCAACAAGUUGAAGCUUGUUUUAACAAAAAGUGACAGGAGGGAUGGAGUAGAUAUGAAAAAGCCUUUUGCCAAUAUCAAUACCAUUACAUUAGUGGACAACGACCACUUGUUGGAAUAUACAUCCUCUACCAUUGCACCUGCUUUUUCUUAUCUGUUUGAUGAUAAGCAAUUCCGUCCCGAUCAGAGAGAUUUUGAUCUGAUCGAACUGGAAGAAAGUAUUUGUUCUAUUCUUCAGUUGACAAGUGCCAGCACACUUCCAUUGGCUGACCCUACGGGUGGUAGCCGUUCCGCUUUGAAUGAUGUCUUUUUCCAACCCCAUCCGUUUCAACGUCAUUUCUCACCGACGGCGUCUACUGUUCACAGCGGUUCACUCUUGCCCAGGUUGGACAGCAUGCAUGUGGCUGCGGGACAAGGUGCCAGAGAUAGACACGAUGACCAUGAUCGAGCCCAUGGGGUGGGUGAUAUUCCCGUCCCAGAACAUCCAGAAGAAGAAGAAGGAGAAGAAGAAUUGAACAUCUUUGCAGAUAUCAUGGACUAUGGAGAUGAUUUUGAUGUGGACGUGAAUGAUAUGACGGAGGCUCUACAACGGUAUACGUCGGAAGUGCAUGGCGAGGAACGGCAGAGGGGUGCUCUUCAAGCCAGUGAUGACGUUAUCAGCCAUCGGUGCUCUUCAUCUUCUGUCUUCCAAAGUGCUGCUGGCGCUGGCAACGCUUUUGCGACGACUCCCUCUUCGGGGUCCACACUGUCAACACCACCAGGACGACACAGUGCCAGUGGUGGUAGUGGUGCGGGUGCGGGUGCGGAAGGGGUAUUUGAGCUACCGUCGCUUAUUCCUGAAGAAGAGGAUGAUCACCGCUCGAUUUCUACGGACCAAUAUUCAGCCAUCCUACCACUGGAGGCCGGGAGAAGCCGUAGUGAGGGCUCUCUUUUUGCGUCGUCACAGGACAUGUAUGAUGACAACGAUGCUACCCCUAGGAUUGUACCUUCGCCGGUGCCUCCUGUACGUCGACGUCCUCGUUUGGUAAGAAGAAUGAUGAUGGAAAGGGAAGAAGAUACAAUGAUUGUACCAUUUUUGGAAGACGUAUCGUCCAUCACUGUCCCUACGGCUGCUGGUGGUGGUGCAGCUGAAAAUACGGUGGUGGUGCCUGGUGCUUCCACUACGACUGUCAGUAGGAUGGCAGCUUCUUCUACACGCUUGACGCAUCCUGUUCUUCCUGAAAGAUGGAGGAUGGAACAAAAAAGACAGUUAUUGGUUCAUCCCAUGAGUACGUUUUGGCCAUCGAUAGGCACAUGCGAUGAUCCAUUCAUUGCUAUCCGAAGAGAAAGACAAGGACAAAGAAGGCUACCGAGAGCUGCUGCUGCUCCAGCAGUUGGAGUCGCCGUCCAUGAGUUUUCAUUACUAUUUUCCAGACGGAAUAGAAGGUUCUCAAACCAACAGUUUGGCGCAGAAUUGGGUCGAGCUGCAGAAGUUGCGCGACGUUUCGAUCAUCGUAGGGAUCGAUCGUCCUCUCAAUUUUCGCAACAUAAUCCUCUUUACAACCACUCGAGUAGUAACAAUACGAGUGGUCCUUUAUCCAUGGGAUCCCAAUCCGAUAUACAUACGCCAGAUGCGCAGCAUCAUUUGGAGCUUUUGGAACAAGGAGGAGCUGGAGUUGGAUCGGAAGGAGGAGGGGUCGUUGGAGAAGAGAAUGCUAUUGAAUUAGAUCAGAGAGAAAGGGAUCGACUCUACUGGCAGCAGCAAUUUGAUAUACCUUUUGAUGAUAAUGAUGAUAUCAUGGGGAACGACGAUAUAAACAACUAUGAUGAGACGGGGGAGGAGGAUCAGCGUCCUCAUUUUGGUAAGAUACGAGGAGCAUACACUGUUUGCGCACAGAUGAGGGUGCCCUUUUGUUUACGUCACGUUACUUGACAUUUUUGCGCUAACUUAGAUCUGAAUGAUGAAGGUGCUGCAUCCAAAGUAGUAGUGGAGGAGGAGGAGGAGGAGGAGGAAGAGUGCUCUCAUCACUCAUUGAGCGAUCUGUUCAGGCAAUUAAGUUGUGUAUCUACUCGAG